CGAAAGGAAACGACGGAAAGAUAUAAAAGUUGAGCCAUUAAUUUUGCCGAGAAGAGAUUCAAGAGAAUCCACCACCACCACCACCUCCCUCCUCCACUUCCUCCUCUCAUCAAUGGCUGACGAUAAGAAGUCCAAGUCCGCCGGCGUUUGGCCCACUGUCAAGCCCUUUGUUAAUGGCGGCGCCUCUGGAAUGCUCGCCACCUGCGUCAUCCAACCCAUUGAUAUGGUCAAGGUGAGGAUUCAACUUGGUCAAGGAUCAGCGGCUCACGUUACAAGAACUAUGCUCAAGGAGGAGGGGCUUGGUGCGUUUUACAAGGGGCUAUCUGCUGGACUGCUCAGACAAGCUACGUAUACUACAGCAAGGCUUGGAUCUUUUAAGAUAUUGACAAACAAAGCAAUUGAAGCCAAUGAAGGAAAGCCCCUUCCACUGUAUCAGAAGGCCUUAUGUGGGCUUACAGCCGGUGCUAUUGGAGCAUCUGUUGGUAGUCCAGCAGACUUGGCUCUUAUUCGCAUGCAAGCAGAUGCGACCUUACCAGCUGCCCAGCGUCGGAACUAUAAAAAUGCCUUUCAUGCACUAUAUCGCAUUCUUGCAGAUGAGGGGGUUUUGGCUCUUUGGAAAGGUGCAGGCCCCACUGUUGUAAGAGCAAUGGCAUUGAACAUGGGAAUGCUUGCCUCGUAUGAUCAAAGUGUGGAGUUCUUCAAGGAUAACCUUGGAUUUGGUGAAGCUUCUACGGUGUUGGCUGCCAGUAUGGUGUCGGGAUUCUUUGCUUCAGCGUGUAGUCUACCCUUUGAUUAUGUGAAGACUCAAAUUCAGAAAAUGCAACCUGAUGCUGAGGGAAAAUUUCCCUACUCUGGUUCUUUAGAUUGUUCCAUGAAAACUCUCAAGGCAGGAGGGCCGUUUAAAUUUUACACUGGAUUUCCAGUGUAUUGCGUCAGAAUUGCCCCCCAUGUCAUGAUGACUUGGAUUUUCCUAAACCAGAUUCAAAAGGUGGAAAAAUCCUAUGGGUUAUGAAGGACUGGCCGGUUGAUGGAGAUCCUUUCCAAGUUACUUAUUUUUCGUUCUUUGGUCGUGUUGUAAUCUAACUUUCUUUGAAUACAGAUUUCCAGACUCGAGUUUAAAAGCAAUAUAACCUUGUCUUUCUGUGCAAAUGUGGUUCAAAGGUCAAGCAUGAUUGCAAUAGGGGGAAGAUAUAGUAUUACUUCUGUAAUAUGAAUGUGCCAGAUUCUCACUGGCAAAAACCAUGGAAUUCAUAAUAACCCCUGUAAGAGUUCUUUAAA
This is a messenger RNA of Cucurbita moschata (crookneck pumpkin), 1278 nucleotides long. RefSeq names its product mitochondrial dicarboxylate/tricarboxylate transporter DTC-like. Gene Ontology annotation, molecular function: oxoglutarate:malate antiporter activity. The record is from RefSeq and is a predicted model, not a curated record. The transcript has 6 exons. NCBI's taxonomy places the organism in Eukaryota, Viridiplantae, Streptophyta, Magnoliopsida, Cucurbitales, Cucurbitaceae. Bases 113 to 1012 code for a protein of 299 amino acids.